Striga asiatica is the source of this 969-nucleotide messenger RNA. The record is from the annotation of a GenBank genome assembly. NCBI's taxonomy places the organism in Eukaryota, Viridiplantae, Streptophyta, Magnoliopsida, Lamiales, Orobanchaceae.
AUGGCUUCAAUCCUACCCCACCACCACCCCUCCACGGCGGCGCACCACCAAAAUCUUGAACCCGGGGGCACAAAACCCCCGGCGGACCCACUCCUUCCGACCGAAUUCACCAUCGCUACAGGUCCAGACACGCAGCCGCCCCCGCAGACGGCACUGGCGGUGGCGCUAGCCGCGGGUCCGCCGUUGAAGGGGUCCAGCAAGGACCGGCACACGAAGGUGGAGGGGCGCAGCCGCCGGAUCCGGAUGCCGGCGGCGUGCGCGGCCCGCAUAUUCCAACUGACGCGCGAGCUCGGCCACAGGUCCGACGGCGACACCAUUCGAUGGCUGCUCGAGCGGGCCGAGCCGGCCAUCAUCGAGGCCACCGGCACGGGAACCGUGCCCGCCAUCGCUGUCUCUGUGAACGGUGCGCUGAAGAUCCCGACGAUUCCCUCCACCGCCGGUUCGCCGGAAACCUCAAACAAGCGCAGGAGGAGGGCUUCCAACAGCGAGUUUUACGACGUCGAAGACGCAUCGAGCUUCGCUCCGGUAUCGCCCGUUGCGCCGCAGGGUCUGGUUCCAGUUUUCGCCGCCGGUGCUUUCUUCAUGAUCCCACCUUCCGGCGGGGCCUCCGCCGCUGGCCCGUCGAGCCACCCUCCGUUCUGGACCAUACCGGCCACGGCGACGCCGGUAUUCAACGUCGCAGGGCGGCCCAUGUCGAAAUUUGUCUCCUUUGGGGACUCCCCUGGUGGCGGCUCCAGCGUCUCCGGCGGCGAGGAUGAAGCGGGUGCCAACAGCAGUUGUGGUAGUGACGGCAACAAAGGUGCAACUGAUACAGCGCCCGGUACAGGUAGUGGGGCGAGUACUACUGCAGUAGUGACGGGUACAACGCUGAAGAACUUCUCCCCGGAGGUCUACGAAAGGAGAGAGCUUCAGUUUAUGGUGGGCCCCGCUGCAGGGAAUCACGACCAGACCCCAUCCCCAAAAUCUUGA